AUGGUGAAAGACAUGAGGAGCAAUAUGAGCCUGUUUGUUGCAGGGUUGGGUCGUGCUUCAAGCACGGAAGGUAGGGCUACCAUAUUUAUAGGUUACAUGGAUAUAUACAGGCUGAUGGUAUAUGUUCAACAAGUUGAAGAAGAGAAAAUGAAGUAUAGAGAAGAGUACAGAAAUAAGAAGGAAAAGACUGGGAAUGAGUGUGGCCAUCAGAAAGCCCAAUCUCAAGGUAGUAUGGCACAAAGGGGUAGUGGGAGUUCUCUGUGUGGUAAAUGUGGUAGAAUCUACCCUAGAAAGUUUCUUGAUGGCCAUACAGGUUGUUUUAAGUGUGGUCAAGAGAGUCACUUCAUAAGAGAAUGUCCUAAUAAUAAGCAAGGUGGUGAAAAUUCAUGCAACAGAGCUCAAUCUUCAUCAGUUGCUCCACCAAACAAGGUUGCACCAGAGGAGCUACUUCUGGUUCCGGAGGACGCGGAAAUUGCUUCUAUGCUAUCACUAGACGCCAGGAGCAAGAGAACUCUCUAG
Molecule: messenger RNA, 519 nt
Organism: Solanum pennellii
Lineage: Eukaryota; Viridiplantae; Streptophyta; Magnoliopsida; Solanales; Solanaceae
Exons: 2
Coding region: 1-519 (172 amino acids)
Molecular function (GO): nucleic acid binding; zinc ion binding
Source: RefSeq, a predicted model, not a curated record